UCUCUGACACUGUGUCACUCAGCAAUAAGGGAUCAGUGUACCUGUCUUGGUUGUGUAUGAAUGCUCUCUGAGCUGAAGAUAUGACUUUUUUAAAACUAUUAGGUUUCGUUUAUGCAGUGGCACAAGUUCUAAUGCCAUGCCUUCCUCCAGUUCCUUUGUCCAGUGAAGUCCUGUCUACUGACCAGUAUUUAGGAAAGUGGUAUUACAUUGGAGUGGCUUCGUGGAAAGAUGAGGACAUUGAAAGCUAUAAGUCAGUGGAUAAUUCAGUUGUGGAACUGAAGAAAGGUGAAAACAACACUCUGAUUAUGGCUGGAGCAUUGCAUCAGGAGGAUCAGUGUAUCAACAUGGCCUGGACAUACCAUAUUCACCCAGAUAGGGAUCCAGUCAUGACAGAGGGUUUGGCAGAAAAUCUUGGAGUGUUCUUGGAUGGAGAAUGGAUAAAAUGCCCCACCUGUCUGAUUGUUGCCAAGUUUCAUCGCAGCAACAGCUUUUUAAGAGUCAUGUUAUUUGACCGUAACGAGAAAACGUCAGAUGACUUGGUGAAAAAUUUUAAGUCAAAAAUGGGAUGCUUGUUGAUCAAUAGGUUUUUAAUAUCUCCACGGACAAAAGACUUCUGUGAACUAGAAGGAACUGAAUGAGCAGUGCUGACAACCCUUACUUUAAUUAUGGCUCACCUGUGAUGAAGAGACUUCAGUAUGUACAAGAAGAAGAUCCCCUACAGGAAAACCUGAGCUGUCUACACUUAAUUAAUUUGACCAUUUAGAGCUGCCAGAUAUAUAUGCCUUUGUACAUCAGUCAAAUAAAGUUUGUGAUUUUGUAGUGA
Molecule: messenger RNA, 823 nt
Organism: Pangasianodon hypophthalmus (striped catfish)
Lineage: Eukaryota; Metazoa; Chordata; Actinopteri; Siluriformes; Pangasiidae
Gene: apom
Product: apolipoprotein M
Exons: 7
Coding region: 81-638 (185 amino acids)
Biological process (GO): high-density lipoprotein particle clearance; cholesterol efflux; high-density lipoprotein particle assembly
Cellular component (GO): very-low-density lipoprotein particle; low-density lipoprotein particle; high-density lipoprotein particle
Molecular function (GO): lipid carrier activity; phospholipid binding
Source: RefSeq, a predicted model, not a curated record